CGGAGUGGCGCUAGGACCGGGCAGAACGCGCCGGUUCUGGUACCGCAGGCAGAAGGAGGUUUCACUUCGGCCGCAACCUGUUCAAAGUCCCCUGGUCUCUUUUGUCCCAUUAGGGGUCGGGGGUCACGGCAGGAAUAUUCAUCAGGAAUUUCACAACACAACAAGUGGGUUUGAGUAGUGGCGUUUGUGUUGUUUUUUAUUUUAUUUGUUAUUUUUUCUUUCCUGUUUGUGAUUUGGUCUUCCUGAAUAAACACCUGCGGGAUUCAGGUGACUCCCCGAUGAAGAGGGAAGUUCUUGGGCGGUGAGCGGUAAAAAGUCCGGCCAGUAUGUGUUCCAGUCGAAAUAUAUGUGGGGGCAACAACCAGCCCAACAGAACCAGGUCCGAGUCCAGAGGCUCAGGGGCCCACUACGCGCUGUGCGCCCUGGGAGUGGGACUCGUUGCCCUGGGGAUCGUUAUGAUCGUCUGGACUAUGAUUCCAGAAGAUAAGAAUACAACUGGAGGCUCAAACAGUACUGUACCGACCGCAGAUGGUGGGAAAGACACCUCACCGUUCGCCUCCCCGAUCGCUCUGGGUCUGGUCGGGGUGGGAAUGUCGAUGCUGCUGCUGUCGGUUUUCCUCGGUCUGAGGAGCAAGAGGAGAAGUCAGAACCAAAAUGCCCAGCCAGCGAGAGGAGCAAGCGCCUUCAUGGACCACGUCGCAGGAGAGGAACAGCAGAACCCAGAGGCGUACAACGUGCCCAGCUAUGAAGAGGUCGUCGCCAGCGGCAACUACCCCGUCCGCCAGAGCAACCUGAGGCAGAGCACCUCUCAGCUGCCGUCCUACGAAGACAUCCUGGCAGCUGUGGAAAACGAGGAUUCCCAGCCCGCCAACAACUCCUCAGAGAACAGCCCUCUGAACGACCAGACGCCCGCUGCCGCCGGGCCGUCCGGCAUAACGGCACAGCCCAGCCUGCCGACCCGCAGCGCCAGCCGGGCCAGCCGCUUACUGAAGCCCCUCAGAGUAAGACGGAUAAAGUCGGACAAACUGCACCUGAAAGACUUCCGCCUCCAGAUCCGCACCCCCACGCAGAACCCAGUGACCAUAGAGCCCAUCACGCCGCCCCCGCAGUACGAUAACAAGAUGCCUGAGUUACAGUAAAGGCUCACCCUCCUGGCUUCCCAAUUGGCCCGCGGCUGAUUAAAACCUAUGAAAAUAUCUAAUGGAUUUGGAGGACUGGCGGUGAUAUUUCUGAGAGCCUGUUUUAAGGGCACCGUGAAGUAGGUAGAUGUGCCGGUUGGGCAGGAUGAUGGUGGAGGCAGACGCACUCCGGAAACGAGAACACUUUCCGCUUUAUCAAUGAAGCUUCGGGUCGGCUCAUCAGCUCUGUCAUCUCACAUUAAUGCAUCAGAGCAAGAGUAACCGAGCAGGACAGCAUUUCAGUUUUAUUUAUUACUCACAUAAAAUGCCUUUUAACAAAAAUAUGUUGUUGCUUUAGUUCAUAAAAUGGAACCAUGUGUUGUGCAGAGGGAGAAACGGGAAAUUAUCCAGUAGAUAUUUGACUCGCUCAGUUUGAGAUGUAAAAACUGUGAUGAAAAGAAGCGAGGAUGCAGAUAACCUUUGAACUCUUGUUGAGAUAUUUACUUGUUUUUUUUAUACAUAUAAGUGUUUAAAUCUUAAAGCAGAUAUGUUUUAAUAUUUUAAAAUGGUGGUGAAUAAAUGUUUUCCUUUUUAGUUUCUGUUUGGUUAUGCUGUAAGCUUUUGUUGCAGAAUUUAAUAAAAGAUGGAUGGUGAUACCAUUUUCAUGCUCAA
Messenger RNA from Poecilia latipinna (sailfin molly), 1790 nucleotides. It is a transcript of the gene tmem51b, whose product is annotated as transmembrane protein 51b. Lineage: Eukaryota; Metazoa; Chordata; Actinopteri; Cyprinodontiformes; Poeciliidae. The record is from RefSeq and is a predicted model, not a curated record. The transcript is spliced from 3 exons. The coding region runs from base 327 to 1139 and encodes 270 amino acids.